CGCGCGGCGCAGGUGGCAGCUGCGAAAAAUCCCAGUGAGGCGCGGAAAAUUCGGGCGAUUGUCGCGUAUUUGUAUGCGUUGAUUUCGCGUUUGAUGCCGACAGAGCACGCCGAGAGCUGUGCCGAACGCCAACAGCAGCAAUUCCGACAUUUAGCCGCGAUUUUGAGCACUCUUCAAGGUGUUCCGGUCCAACUAGAAUCCAAUGAUGACGAGGUCGAGUCACUAUUUGGUGACUUGGACAAAACGAUGGCUGAUUUAGGCGACGAGUUAGUCGACUUGGCGGUAGAGCCAGGGCAGGCGGCUAGCGGCAGCGGCACGCUCGCGCUUGAUCAAGUGCAGACGAUUGCACAAAAUGCAACCGCGAACCCGACUCGUAACCCAAUUUUGAACCCUCGUUACAGCGGUAAGAUCAUUCCUGUCACCAACUGGAAUUUGAAAUUCAGUGGUGAGCCCCAUUCAAAAUUGUCCUUUGCUGAAUUUCUGCGUGAAGUCCAUUUAAAAAGAGACGAAAGUAACCUCACUGAGCACGAUUUUUGGCGCAGUGCUCACGGCCUUUUUGAGGACUCCGCGCGCGUCUGGUUCAUUACGAACAAAUUAAAGUGGUCCUCCUGGGCAGAGUUUGAACCUGAUUUCCUGCGAAACUUCAAACCCGCGCGUUUUGACGACCGGCUUUGGAACCAGCUUCGUUUGCGUACACAGGGUAGACAUGAGCGACUGAAUCUGUACGUCGCCGAGAUGACACAUUCUUUCAAUCUACUCGCGAGCGCGCCGACCGAGAGCGAAAAACUCGAAUUCAUUAAAGCGAGGCUGAAUCCAGAGACAACGAGACAAAUUCCAUUGCGCGAGAUUAUAUCGUUAGAUGCAUUAAUAACUGCGGGAUUAGAUUUCGAAGUGGUUCAGGGGCAAGUGGACGACUACCGUGACCCAGCCGCGCCGGACAAUCCAGCUUUACCGAGUUUGGUCUACAAAGACCCCGUGCAAAAGCGCGAGAAAAACGCGGCCAAAGCUAGUAGCGUGCAUGCGAACAAGCGCGGAAACAAGGGCAAGAAGGACAGACAGGACGAGGACAAAGGGAAGGGAGACGGAGGCGCGAAAAAGACUGAUUCGGUGCAAGUUGCGGUUCCACAACAAAACAUGCCCACUUCGCAGGACAAGCCGCGAUAUCGUUUCAAGUGUUGGAAUUGCGAUAAACCGGGUCAUUCAUUCAAGAGCUGCAAAGAAAAGCAAACUGAUUUCUUCUGCUGGGGUUGCGGUCAAAAAGGCGUAACUCAAAAAUCCUGCACUAGUUCAAAAUGUACUAAGUCAAAAAACCCGUAGACGGGCCGUGCCGGCAGUCGCACACAGCAGCCGAGCACGCGCGAAAAAUAUGUAGUCGCGCGGGACAGGAUUGGACGCGCCAUUUGAACAAAAUCCGAACAGACACAGUGAAAAAGAAAUUAGAUCGCAUUGCGAAUUCUUUGAAGGCUAAAAUAGAAUCCGUUAAAGUCAAUUGUGUGCGAGACUUUACGGACAGUUCAAACACAUUUACAGAGAACAAAGAUGAUGACCGCUUGUUUUUGCUAGUGAGCGUGCUAGGCGAGCAAAUCAGCGGAUUGCUCGACAGCGGCUCUUCGAGGUGUAUUUUAGGCAAGCCCGGUAUGCAUCUGAUUGAAAAAUUAGCUUUGCGAGUCGAAAACUGCCGCGUAAAGCGAGUAGAAUUAGCGGACAAUUCUUGUAAUGACGUGAAAGGCGAAAUUGAUCUCCCAAUUACAGUCGACAAUAAAACUUUUCUCGUUCCCAUUCUGGUAGUUCCUGAUAUUGAGCAAUCGUUAAUUUUGGGACUUGAUUUUUGGAAAUUCACUGGUUUUAUUCCUGACGUGGCCAAGGGCACUUGGCACUUGUCGGCGAGUAAAAUAUGUGCAAUUUCCAGCCCAAAAAUAGCUUUGGCGCAUUCUGAUGGAAAUAUUCUGAAUGACGAGCAGAGAAAUGUUUUGAAUACCAUUGUCGAGGAGGCGAAGAACAAAUUCCCUCUUGGGUUAGGUCAAGUAAAAUCGCAGCAUACCAUUGACACAGGUGACGCGCUCCCUGUUAAAUGCAAACAACGUUACAUUCCUCCGCCGCAGCUAAAAAUGAUGCAUGAGACCGUAGAUAAAUUGCUUACACUCGGCGUAAUAGAAAAAGCAAAAAGUCCGUGGCUAUCACCUGUGUUCUUUGUGCGAGAUGAGAAGGGCCAAAAAGAGCCUCGUUUCGUUGUAGAUAUGCGCGCCGUUAAUAAAGUUACAGUAGAAGACGCGUAUGCGAUCCCGAUUAUGACCACAAUAUUAGACGAUUUAGGAGAUUUUAAAUUCAUCUCCACGGUUGAUUUUGCCAAGAGUUAUUGGCAGGUGCCACUCGACGACGCGAGCAAACCCAAAACCGCAUUUUUUGUACCAGGUAGAGGUCAGUUACAAUUUCGUGUGAUUCCUUUCGGUGCGGUUAAUAGCGGACCCGGCUUCAUGCGUGUCUUUGACAGCAUUAUUGAAGGCUCGUGGAUUAAGCAAUAUUUGCGCGCGUAUGUCGACGACGUGAUAAUUGGCACGCCUACUCUUGAAUUGCAUUUCACAGUGUUGACUGAAUU
Messenger RNA from Cloeon dipterum, 2596 nucleotides. RefSeq lists its product as uncharacterized. Bases 94 to 1317 code for a protein of 407 amino acids. Gene Ontology annotation, molecular function: zinc ion binding; nucleic acid binding. NCBI's taxonomy places the organism in Eukaryota, Metazoa, Arthropoda, Insecta, Ephemeroptera, Baetidae. The transcript has a single exon. The record is from RefSeq and is a predicted model, not a curated record.